UGGUCGUUUGCUUCACAUUUGUUUGGGGCGGAGAGCUGGAGAGUUCCUAUUGUUUGUGUGCAGUUGUUCAACUAGGUGGUCGACAAGUAACUUUUUAUCGACCUGGCAGAAUGCCUUCUAGGAAACCUGUAACAAGUGCUUCAAGCUGCUUCUGGAUGUCCCUAAAACACCUAGUGGUACUCUCCUCUCUGUGUAGUCUUAUAUCUGGAUACUCUGAGAGUGAUAGAGUGCGUGACUUGAUGACCAGAUAUCCUCUAAUUGAUGGUCAUAAUGACCUAGCUCUCCAGCUGAGGAUAUUACACAACAAUCAGCUGAGCCAAAUUGACCUUCAUAAUGUUAGCAAAGUGGCCACCGACAUCACCCGUCUCCAUGCAGGCCAUGUGCAGGCACAGAUGUUUGCAGUCUAUGUGAUGUGUGGGGCCCAGGAGAAGGAUGCUGUGAGGCUGACUCUGGAACAAAUAGAUGUAGUCAGACGCAUGUGCACUGAGUACCAGGACUUUGAGCUGGUCACAUCUGUCCAGGAACUAACGAAUACUGAGAUGAGGCAUAAGAUAGGCUGCCUAAUAAGUAUUGAGGGGGGCCACUCUAUUGACAGCAGCCUGCCAGCCCUGCGGAUGUUUUACCAGCUUGGGGUCCGCUCCAUGGCCCUCACACAUAACUGCAACACACCCUGGGCUGAAUCAUCCUCAAAACUUUAUAAUUUCUAUCAAAGACAGAACAACAGCCUCACACACUUUGGGAAGGCCGUGGUGGAGGAAAUGAACAGACUGGGAAUGAUAGUGGACCUUUCCCACACUUCUUGGGACACGGCCUCGGCAGUGCUGAAGCAUUCUAAGGCUCCUGUAAUUUUUAGCCAUUCAUCUUCCUACUCCAUCUGUAACCACCACCGCAAUGUACCUGACUGGAUGCUGCACCAGCUGAAAAAGAACCACGGAUUGAUCAUGGUGAAUCUCCACAGCCAUUUUAUUUCCUGCAGGGAAGAAGCCAACAUAUCUCAUGUGGCUGACCAUUUUGAUCACAUUAAGAAGGUGAUUGGAGCUGAGUCGAUAGGAAUUGGAGGGGACUUUGAAGGUGCUGUGAGAUUCCCGCAGGGGUUAGAGGAUGUGUCAAAGUAUCCUGCCCUAAUACAGGAACUCCUGCAUAGGAACUGGACAGAGAAUGACUUGGCUUAUGUCCUUCGAGGGAACUUCCUGCGAGUGUUCCAGGAGGUUGAGAGGGUCCGUGAUCAGUUGCAUUCCAACCUGCCCAGUGAGGUCCAAAUCCCCUUAAAGGAUGUGCAGAACCCAUGCAGGCUGGUCCUCAGACCUCCUGACCAAAGACAGCUGCCCUCUGACCGGAAUUCCUCCUCCAGAGCCCAACAUGGACCAAAAGGUCUGCUAAUCCUGGCUAUAGUUCUGCUGCUUUCCAGCAUAUUUAUGAUUGAAUGAAUAUUUAAAAAGGUAAUUUAAAUGCCAACCUCUGUAUAUACUGUAGGCCUAUAUGCUAUACAUAUAAAUUGGAAUACACAGAACACCAGUUCUAUGAAAGGCACUUUGGCAUUUAUUUUGGAAUUUAUUGAUUAGAUUUGUAAGAUGUUGUUGAAGUUUUUAUUUUAUUGUGAGCUUUGGCCAAAGAGAAAACUGCCUUUGUUUCUUCUCAUUUCAGUAUUUUCACAUAGAAAUAACUGAAACAAAAACCUUCCUUGUUAAGAUUCCCAUUCAACACUGUAUUGGCAAGUUGCCUCUUAAAGCGUGUAUUCUGACAAAAUGUAUAUUUUGAUUGCUGGCAAGUGACUAUGUUCAAGUUCAAUUUUAACCUAUGUGAAGUGUCUUUGAGUUCCUUGAAACUUGCUCUAUAAAUAAAAUGUAUUAUUAUGAUGAUGAU
Morone saxatilis (striped sea-bass) is the source of this 1863-nucleotide messenger RNA. It is a transcript of the gene dpep2, whose product is annotated as dipeptidase 2. The record is from RefSeq and is a predicted model, not a curated record. The transcript has 11 exons. Gene Ontology annotation, biological process: proteolysis. Lineage: Eukaryota; Metazoa; Chordata; Actinopteri; Moronidae. Gene Ontology annotation, molecular function: metallodipeptidase activity. Bases 111 to 1427 code for a protein of 438 amino acids.